AUGACCGAAAGCAAGGCUCUCAUAGUAGGCAUUUCCGGCGUGUCGUCAUCUGGGAAAACGACAUUGGCUCGCCUGCUUCGCGACAUCUUCCCCAACAGCUUUGUCCUCCACGAAGACGACUUCUACAAACCGGAUGCCGAGAUACCCGUCAACGAAGCGGCCGGCGGAGUGGCGGAUUGGGAUUGCUUGGAAGCCAUCAACUUGCCCCAGUUCGAGAAAGCGCUAUCUCACAUUAGAGAGCAUGGCAUGCCGCCACCCGAUCUAGUGUCGAAGGAAGACAAGAACUCUGUCGGUCAAGUCGACGUCGACCGAAUAGUCGUGGAUGACUUGGAAUGGAAAGCCGGGCGGUGGAUGUUUGAGGAUGUCCCGCCAAUCGCCAUCAUCGAUGGGUUUCUGAUGUACGCCGAAGGGAUGAAGGAGGUUCGCUCGCUCUUCGACGUCAAGCUGCUGCUGCGGACAGACUACCAGACAGCAAAGGCUCGACGAGAAGCCCGCUCCGGAUAUGUAACGCUCGAGGGCUUCUGGGAGGACCCCCCUGGCUAUGUGGACAAGGUCGUCUGGCCCAACUACGUAAAAGACCACGCUUUCUUGUUUAAGGAUGGAGAUGUCGAGGGUGAGCCGAAGCAGGACCUUCUCGAGCAGUUGAACAUCCAGGCCAUGCCGCCAGCAACUCAGGGAAGCAUGACAGAAGUACUCAAGUGGGCAUUUGAUGUGCUGGAGGCUGCGUUGAGCCCACGCGAUCGAUAA
Molecule: messenger RNA, 747 nt
Organism: Neohortaea acidophila
Lineage: Eukaryota; Fungi; Ascomycota; Dothideomycetes; Mycosphaerellales; Teratosphaeriaceae
Product: P-loop containing nucleoside triphosphate hydrolase protein
Exons: 1
Coding region: 1-747 (248 amino acids)
Cellular component (GO): cytoplasm
Source: RefSeq, a predicted model, not a curated record